AUGAACCCUCCAUCAUUCGAAGGGAGUAUGGAUCCCUUGGCAGUUGAAGACUGGUUACGAGAACUAGAACGUAUCAUCAAAUUUAUAAGAUGUGAAGAUGCUGAAAAGGUAACAUUUUCUGUGUUUACGUUAAAGAAGGGGGCUAGCCAUUGGUUUGCUCCACAUCUAGUGGAUACGGAGGAAAAGCGGGCUAGAAGGUUCAAGUGUGGGCUUCAACGUUAUAUUCGUGAUAUAGUACAGAAUAACUGUAAAGGAAAAGAGAAUAAUGCACCAAAGAAAGGAAAGACAGAGAUAGUAGGAGUUGGUGGUGAUAAGCGUUGUCCUAAGUGCGAUAGACCUCACAAAGGAGAAUGCUUAUUGGCAAAAAAUGUUUGUUUCAAGUGUGGGAAAUCAGGACAUUUUGCUAAAGAAUGCCCCCAAAAUCAGACACAGAAGGCUGGAGAUGACAAGAAAGGAAAAGCAAGAGUUUUCUCUUUAUCCAGGCAAGAAGCAGAGCGAGACCCUAAUGUCCUCGUAGGUAUCGUCUCUGUUUCCAAUAUGCCUGCAUUUAUACUUGUCGCUGAUCAAAUAGCUAGAAAUCUUAAGAUGAGAAUUGAUGGUAGAGGUAUAGCGACCGGGCGAGAAAGAGUUUCGCUUUGUGAGAACUGA
Olea europaea var. sylvestris is the source of this 648-nucleotide messenger RNA. RefSeq lists its product as uncharacterized. Lineage: Eukaryota; Viridiplantae; Streptophyta; Magnoliopsida; Lamiales; Oleaceae. The coding region runs from base 1 to 648 and encodes 215 amino acids. Gene Ontology annotation, molecular function: nucleic acid binding; zinc ion binding. The record is from RefSeq and is a predicted model, not a curated record. The transcript is spliced from 5 exons.